AUGGAGGAGGGAGAAAGGAGUCCCCUGUUGUCUCCGGAUGCCGCUGGUCAGAAGCAGUCCCUCUCCAACAGCCUACCUGUGUCCAGUGACGCAGGCCCCAGCCUCUCCAUAGGAAGCAGUUGUAUCAAGUAUCUGAUCUUCCUGUCCAACGUCAUCUUCUCCCUGCCUGGCCUGCUGGCCUUGGCGGGUGGACUCUGGGGCCUGGCUGUCAAGGGGUCUCAGGAAAGCGACCCUGGAGGACCCCUGCCCGAAGACCCCAUGCUCGUGCUGAUGAUGGCGGGGCUGGCUGCCAGUGCAGUGAGCCUGGCUGGCUGCCUGGGUGCCCUGUGUGAAAGCCGCUGCCUACUCCACUGCUUCUGGGGUGCUGUCCUUGCCUGCCUGGUGCUCGAGGCCCUGGCAGGAGUCCUGGUGCUGACCCUCUGGGACCCGCUGCAGGGUGGCCUAGAGCACAUUCUGUACCUGGCCAUCGCUCACUACCAGGAUGAUCCAGACCUGCGCUUCCUCCUCGACCAAGUGCAGCUGGGACUGCAGUGCUGUGGAGCGGCAUCCUACCGGGACUGGCAGCAGAACCUGUACUUUAACUGCAGCUCUCCUGCAGUGCAGGCCUGCAGCGUGCCCACCUCCUGCUGCAUCAACCCCUGGGAAGGAAGAGACUUGGUGAACACUCAGUGUGGCUUCGGGGCCUUGCGUCUGGACGAGGACAAGGCUGCACAAGUCGUGUACCUGCAGGGCUGCAGGCCCACGCUGCGACGGUGGCUGCGAGACAACACCCAGACCGUGGCUGGCUGUGCCAUCGCCGUCAUCAUGGUCCAGGGGGCCGAGCUCCUUUUGGCCACCUGGCUACUGAGGGGCCUUGCUGCCCUCAAGGUGGCGGUGGACACCCAGGCCUUCAUGAGCCAUCGGUGCUGCCUUCCUCAGCAGGACAAGUGUCAGAAAAACCAGCCAUGA
Messenger RNA from Dipodomys ordii (Ord's kangaroo rat), 948 nucleotides. It is a transcript of the gene Tspan10, whose product is annotated as tetraspanin 10. Gene Ontology annotation, cellular component: membrane. The transcript is spliced from 3 exons. Lineage: Eukaryota; Metazoa; Chordata; Mammalia; Rodentia; Heteromyidae. The record is from RefSeq and is a predicted model, not a curated record. The coding region runs from base 1 to 948 and encodes 315 amino acids.